CGGGGCUGUGGUGUAGGAGGAGGAGUAGGUGGGCGGGGCUGUGCGUGGAGCCGGUCCCAUGUGGAGCUGCAGUGACAGGGAGAGCGCGGACAGCGGCACUGGGAGAUACCACAGCAGGGAUAAGAGAAGGAGGAGGUAGACUGGCACAGGCUGCCCCCCAGAAGACUUCAACAUGGGUAUGGGGGGGCAGAGCGGCGAGGGCUGCAGCUCGGGGGACUGCGUGAAGCCAGAGGCUCGUUACAGUUGGGAGGAGAUCCAGAAGCACAACCUGAAGACAGACAAGUGGCUGGUGAUUGAGCGCAAAGUGUACAACAUCACUGAAUGGAUGAAGCGCCACCCAGGGGGCAUGAGAGUCAUCGGGCACUACGCUGGGGAAGACGCCACGGAUGCCUUCCAUGCAUUCCAUCCAGACAAGACCUUUGUCAGGAAAUUUCUCAAGCCGCUCUACGUCGGAGAACUUGCUGAGAAUGAACCCAGCCUGGACCGGGACAAGAACGGACAGCAGGUGGAAGAUUUCCGAGCACUAAGGAAAACAGCCGAGGAUAUGGGACUUUUUAAAGCCAACCCGGCCUUCUUUGUACUGUACCUGUUCCACAUUCUGCUGAUCGAGAUCCUAGCCUGGUGCAGCCUCCACUAUCUUGGUACUGGUUGGAUACCAACCAUAAUCACCGUUCUGCUCCUCACCAUUUCCCAGGCCCAGGCUGGCUGGCUCCAGCAUGAUUUUGGGCAUCUCUCCGUCUUCAAGAAAUCAAAAUGGAAUCGCUUUGUCCACAAAUUCAUCAUCGGCCAUCUAAAGGGAGCAUCGGCAAACUGGUGGAAUCACAGACACUUCCAGCACCAUGCGAAGCCCAACAUAUUCAGCAAAGAUCCUGAUGUUAACAUGGUCAAUGUGUUUGUGCUCGGAGACACUCAGCCUGUGGAGUUUGGCAAGAAGGGGAUUAAGUAUUUGCCGUAUAAUCACCAACACCUUUAUUUCUUCCUGAUUGGCCCGCCUCUGCUGAUUCCUAUAUAUUUCACCAUCCAGAUCAUGAAAACAAUGAUAAGUCGGAAAGACUGGGUGGAUCUGGCCUGGUCAAUAUCUUAUUAUACUCGAUUUUUCAUCACAUUUGUUCCAUUCUUUGGUGUUUUGGGUUCUAUAGUCCUGAUCAAUGCUGUGAGGUUCAUUGAGUCUCACUGGUUUGUAUGGGUGACACAGAUGAAUCACCUCCCCAUGGCUAUUGAACACGAGAAGCAUCAGGACUGGCUAAACACCCAGCUGGCUGCUACUUGCAACAUAGAGCCGUCAUUCUUCAACGACUGGUUCAGUGGGCACCUCAACUUUCAGAUUGAGCAUCAUCUGUUCCCUACUAUGCCCCGGCACAACUACUGGAAGAUCGCUCCCCUGGUCCGCUCUCUAUGCAGCAAAUACAACGUGACUUAUGAAGAGAAGUGUUUGUACCACGGCUUUAGGGACGUCCUCAGGUCCCUCAAGAAGUCAGGCCAGCUGUGGCUAGAUGCCUACCUCCAUAAGUGACCCACCUCUGGAUUCACCUCACUCACUUGACCUUCUACUAACACAAGUGUCACCUACGAUGAAUGGAUAUUGUAUGUUUAGAUGUUUCACAAACUGCCUCCAAUAAGGGUAAGGCCACACUGGGCGUUUUGGGGAGAUUUGGUCGCCUGGCGACUAAUCGCCUCGUCUUUGCGGCGACCAAUCUCCCCAAACGCCUUCCCUCACUCUGCCCCGGCUAAAGUGAAAAAACACUGGAGCUUCACACACGCGGCGGUUCGAUCUCCGAAGUUGCCAAACUUCGGGCGACUUCGGAAAACGAAUAGCCGCGUGUGAUUAGCGCCGGUGUUUUUUCAUUUUAGCUGGCGCAGAGUGAGGGAAGGCGUUUGGGGAGAUUGGUCGCC
This is a messenger RNA of Xenopus laevis (African clawed frog), 1893 nucleotides long. It is a transcript of the gene fads2.S, whose product is annotated as fatty acid desaturase 2 S homeolog. Gene Ontology annotation, biological process: unsaturated fatty acid biosynthetic process; lipid metabolic process. Bases 173 to 1513 code for a protein of 446 amino acids. The record is from RefSeq and is a predicted model, not a curated record. Gene Ontology annotation, cellular component: membrane. NCBI's taxonomy places the organism in Eukaryota, Metazoa, Chordata, Amphibia, Anura, Pipidae. Gene Ontology annotation, molecular function: oxidoreductase activity, acting on paired donors, with oxidation of a pair of donors resulting in the reduction of molecular oxygen to two molecules of water; oxidoreductase activity. The transcript is spliced from 13 exons.